Rangifer tarandus platyrhynchus (Svalbard reindeer) is the source of this 1785-nucleotide messenger RNA. Lineage: Eukaryota; Metazoa; Chordata; Mammalia; Artiodactyla; Cervidae. The record is from the annotation of a GenBank genome assembly.
AUGUCCAGCAAAGGGAGCAGCACAGAUGGCAAAACAGACUUAGCUAAUGGAAGCCUGUCUAGCAGUCCAGAGGAGAUGUCUGGUGCUGAGGAGGGGAGGGAGACAUCCUCAGGCAUUGAAGUGGAGGCUUCAGACCUGAGCUUGAGCUUGACUGGGGAUGAUGGUGGCCCCAACCGCACCAGCACAGAGAGUAGAGGCACAGAUACAGAGAGCUCAGGUGAAGACAAGGACUCUGACAGCAUGGAGGACACCGGUCAUUAUUCCAUCAAUGAUGAGAGCCAAGUCCAUGACCACUCGGAGGAAGAGGAGGAGGAGGAGGAGGAGGAGCACCCUCGUCAUCGUGUGCAGCGCAAGCGGGCCAAUCGUGACCAGGACUCAUCGGACGAUGAGCGGGCCCUGGAAGACUGGGUGUCCUCAGAGACAUCAGCCCUGCCCCGACCUCGCUGGCAAGCCCUUCCGGCCCUUCGGGAGCGGGAGCUGGGUUCAAGUGCCCGCUUUGUGUAUGAGGCUUGUGGGGCAAGAGUCUUUGUGCAGCGUUUCCGCCUGCAGCAUGGGCUUGAAGGCCAUACUGGCUGUGUCAAUACUCUGCACUUUAACCAACGCGGCACCUGGCUGGCCAGUGGCAGCGAUGACCUGAAGGUGGUGGUUUGGGACUGGGUGCGGCGGCAGCCAGUAUUGGACUUUGAGAGCGGCCACAAGAGCAAUGUCUUCCAGGCCAAGUUCCUUCCUAACAGUGGUGACUCCACCCUGGCCAUGUGUGCCCGUGAUGGACAGGUUCGGGUGGCAGAGUUGUCAGCUACGCAGUGCUGCAAGAACACAAAGCGCGUGGCCCAGCACAAGGGGGCGUCCCACAAGUUGGCCCUGGAACCAGACUCUCCCUGUACGUUUCUGUCUGCCGGUGAAGAUGCAGUUGUCUUCACCAUUGACCUCAGACAAGACCGCCCAGCUUCGAAACUGGUGGUGACAAAAGAAAAGGAGAAGAAAGUGGGGCUGUAUACAAUCUAUGUGAAUCCUGCCAAUACCCACCAAUUUGCAGUAGGUGGACGAGACCAGUUUGUAAGGAUUUAUGACCAGAGGAAGAUUGAUGAGAAUGAAAACAAUGGAGUACUCAAGAAAUUCUGCCCUCAUCACCUGGUGAACAGUGAGUCCAAAGCAAACAUCACCUGUCUUGUGUACAGCCACGACGGCACAGAGCUCCUGGCCAGCUACAAUGAUGAAGACAUUUACCUCUUCAACUCCUCUCACAGUGAUGGGGCCCAGUAUAUUAAGAGAUAUAAGGGCCACAGAAAUAAUGCCACAGUAAAAGGCGUCAAUUUCUAUGGCCCCAAGAGUGAGUUUGUGGUGAGCGGUAGUGACUGUGGGCACAUCUUCCUCUGGGAGAAAUCAUCCUGCCAGAUCAUUCAGUUCAUGGAGGGGGACAAGGGAGGCGUGGUAAACUGUCUUGAGCCCCACCCUCACCUGCCUGUGCUGGCAACCAGUGGCCUCGACCAUGAUGUCAAAAUAUGGGCGCCCACAGCUGAAACUUCCACUGAACUUACAGGGUUAAAGGAUGUGAUUAAGAAGAACAAGCGGGAACGGGAUGAAGAUAGCUUGCACCACACUGACCUAUUUGAUAGCCACAUGCUCUGGUUCCUCAUGCACCACCUGAGACAGAGACGCCAUCACCGGCGCUGGCGAGAACCUGGGGUUGGGGCCACAGACGCCGACUCUGAUGAGUCUCCCAGCUCCUCAGACACAUCGGACGAGGAGGAGGGUCCUGACCGGGUGCAGUGCAUGCCAUCCUGA